Molecule: messenger RNA, 2619 nt
Organism: Stegostoma tigrinum
Lineage: Eukaryota; Metazoa; Chordata; Chondrichthyes; Orectolobiformes; Stegostomatidae
Gene: tgm2l
Product: transglutaminase 2, like
Exons: 13
Coding region: 302-2368 (688 amino acids)
Biological process (GO): peptide cross-linking
Molecular function (GO): protein-glutamine gamma-glutamyltransferase activity
Source: RefSeq, a predicted model, not a curated record
ACUGCAACUGUGAAGCUGGUUUCAAUGUAAACACAGUUAUGUCAUUGUUCUGAUUUCCCACUGCAGUGAAAAAUCAAAAGGGAGGCUGGCUUUUUCAUUGCCUUCCACCAUUCUCCUCCCCAUUCCCCGUAACAACACCACCCACAGGGGAGAUUCAAACCCAGACUUACAGAUUUGUUGACCACAUUAUAAACGUUGCCCAGAAUGAAGCUGAAGUUUAUUUAGUCUCGGCUCAUUGUGAAUCCAGUGUGAUUUGAUGGAUACUGUGUCAGGAUGAGGAGUUCAUCUCUUCCAUCUGGCAAUGCCUGAAGGAGACAUGUACUUUGGGGCGGUGGAUUUGCAGUGUGAGGUCAACAAUACUGAGCAUCACACCAUCGAAAUUGACAAGGACCGGCUCCUGGUCCGGAGGGGUCAAGAAUUCCACCUACGUGUGGAGUUUAAACAGCGGGCGUUCCUGGAGGGUGUAGACCAGCUGGCAAUGUUCCUGGACACAGAGCCCACCCCAUCAGAAGCAGAUGGGACUCGAAUUCAAGUACUGAACUCCAAGCUGAAGUGGGGCAAGUGGACGUUCCGUCUUCAGGCCACUUCAGGGUACGUUCACCUGGCUGUUCAGAGUCCACCAAGUGCCUGCACCGGCCAUUAUCAUAUCUACCUGAUACUUUACCCAAGUGGAGGUGAAUCCAUUCAACAGAUCACUGCGGGAGAUUUUCACCUACUCUUCAACCCCUGGUGUCAAGAGGAUGCAGUCUACCUGCCUGAUGAAGAUUUGCUGCAGGAGUAUAUUCUGAAUGAGAAUGGAUUGCUCUAUCAUGGCUCACAUACCAACAUCUACACAUUACCAUGGAAUUUUGGACAAUUUGAAAAAGAUGUCAUUGAUAUUUGCUUUCAAAUUUUGGACAACAGUCUCUCUGCUCUUAAAGAUCCCUCGGCUGAUAUUCGAAGAAGAAACGAUCCUGUAUACGUCAGCAGAAUAGUGACUGCUAUGGUGAAUGCAAAUGAUGACAAAGGUGUGCUUUUGGGAAGGUGGGAUGGUAAUUAUGCUGAUGGGAUUGCCCCGACCCGAUGGACCGGGAGUCUCCCAAUUUUGCGCCUGUGGAGCAGUUCCGGGGCUGAGAAAGUGCGAUAUGGACAAUGCUGGGUCUUUGCUGCUGUAGCUUGCACAGUUCUCAGAUGCUUGGGAAUCCCGAGUCGUUGUGUUACAAACUAUUCAUCUGCUCAUGACACGGAUGGCAAUCUCAAAGUGGAUCAGUAUUACAGCAGUGAAGAUUAUUCGCGCAUUCCUUCAAAAAGGAAAGAUAUGGUAUGGAACUACCAUUGCUGGCUGGAAGUGUGGAUGACCCGUCCCGACCUUCCCCCUGGCUACGAUGGAUGGCAAGUCUUGGAUCCUACUCCACAAGAACGGAGUGACGGCAUUUACUGCUGUGGUCCUUGCCCUGUCAAAGCAAUAAAGGAAGGUCAUGUGGAUGUGAAAUAUGAUGCUGUGUUCAUCUUCGCCGAGGUCAAUGCAGAUGUGGUUUACUGGCUGGUAAAUAAAGAUGCAUCAAAGCAAGAGCUGGGAGUCAAACAGCACCAAGUGGGAAAACAGAUCAUCACAAAAAGUGCCUACACAGACAAACGAGAGGACUUAACACAUGAUUACAAAUACCCAGAGGGAUCUACAAAGGAACGGGAAGUCUACAACAAAGCUGGAAUGAAAAUCAGAUCUGCUGACAUCCGGGAAAAAGAUUUAAAGAUCAGCAUUAAAUAUGCUCAGCCAAUCUUUGGAAGUGAUUUUGACGUCCAUUUCAGCAUUGUAAACCAUGGCUUUAUGGACAAGGAGAUCCACUUAACACUGUCUGCAACAACCAUAACAUACAACGGGUUUAUUUUAACAGAAUUCAGCAAAAGGUCAAUCACAUUGACGUUAAAAGCUGCUACAGUUCAGAAAGAAGUUUUGAGACUGAAAUACAGAGACUAUGGUGAACAUCUCUCUGAGCACAACUUAAUUCGAAUGACGGCCAUGCUAAUACUUAAAGGCACAUCUGAAGUGAGCCUUAAGGAGUGUGACAUUGCCCUGAAUCUACCUCGGCUCACAGUGAAGGUAAUCGGUGACCCAAUUGUGCGCAGAGAGUUGACUGUCCAAAUAAAGUUUGCAAAUCCACUUCCCAUCACAUUAACCAAAGGAAACUUCAGUGUGGAAGGCACUGGACUCACAGAUUUACAGGAAAUUAAGUCUCCUGCUGCAGCAAUCCAUCCUGGGCAAGAGGUUGUGGUGAAUGUCUCCUUCACACCAAGCAAGACAGGUUUGCGGAAACUGAUGGUGGAUUUUGACAGCAACAGGCUUCAUGAUGUCAAAGGUUGCGCCAGCAUUAUUGUCAGACGGGCUUAACAAACAGCCACUGGCAUUAUGUUCAGUAUUUUAACCCAUGGAUGUAUCAGCUAGGAAUCUUACCCUUUUAAUGCAAUAGAACAUUUGGUUGCUGUGUUUCAUAUGUUGAUUGAAAUUCCUGCCACUAGUACUUUAGCUAUCCAUCCUUUGACAAUGAGAAAUAGUGGGAACUGCCGAUGCUGGAGUCUGAGAUAACAAGGUGUCGAGCUGAAUGUACACAGCAGGCCAGGUAGCAUUAGAGGAGCAGGAAA